Messenger RNA from Triplophysa rosa, 1147 nucleotides. RefSeq names its product FUN14 domain containing 1 (gene fundc1). Bases 90 to 548 code for a protein of 152 amino acids. Lineage: Eukaryota; Metazoa; Chordata; Actinopteri; Cypriniformes; Nemacheilidae. Gene Ontology annotation, biological process: autophagy of mitochondrion. Gene Ontology annotation, cellular component: mitochondrial outer membrane. The record is from RefSeq and is a predicted model, not a curated record. The transcript has 5 exons.
CUAUGACGUGUGAUCGCACGUAAAUUGCGCAGGGUUUUACGUAAAGCUACAGCGGUCGCGACGCAAGCAUUGGAACACUGCCUCAUAAAAUGGAGGAUCGUGGAGAAGAAGCAGAGAGUGAAGAUGAAUUGUAUGAGGUUGUUAACAUCACAGAUUAUGCCAGGAGGCAUCAGUGGUGGAGUCGUGUUUUUGGGACUAGUACAGGACCCAUUGCUGAAAAGUACUCUGUGGCUUCACAGAUCAUGAUGGGUGGGGUGACAGGAUGGUGUGCUGGUUAUCUCUUUCAGAGGGUUGGAAAAAUUGUGGCAACUGCUGUUGGAGGAGGAUUUCUUUUGUUACAAAUUGCCAACCACAGUGGCUAUGUGCAGGUGGACUGGAGGAAAGUGGAAAAGGAUGUCAAUAAAGCUAAAAAGCAUUUGAAAAAAAAGGCAAACAAAGCAUCUCCUGAGCUCAGUUCCUUUGUUGAAGAGUCUACAGAAUUUGUGAAGAGGAAUAUUGUUAUCUCGAGCGGAUUUGUUGGAGGAUUUCUGCUGGGUUUGGCAUCCUAAAUUAAACCUGGACCUACUGCCACUGGUUUAAAUUAUAUUCUCCCUCAUCUCAGUAUCAUGGAGAUAAAACACUGAAAUUUGAUGUGUUAUAAAAAGUAUGGUGUGCAAUGGACAUUUGAAAACCAUCAUUGAACAUAUUACUGUAAAAUGUUGUUCUUAACUGUACAAAGCUCAAACAUCCUAAAAAAGACAUCCUGUGCCAAUAACUUGUUUAUAAAAAUGUUGUCAUGCUAGGUUUUUCGUGGUUAUGUUCAGUUUUUUGCUUACUAUUUAUUAAUAAUACAUGAAGUUUGUUGCAAAUAUAACUUGCAUAAUGUGUCUUAUAUUUAGCUUUUGAGUAAAUUUCAGUUAAUAGAAUAGAAUAAUACACUUUCCAAAAACAAGUUUAUAUAUACAUUUCUUUUAGUGGUGUAUUUUUAUUAUACAGUGUAAUUCACCAAUGACAUUCAUCCAUCAUUCUCUAUACAUCUUCCCUGUUGGGGUUGCAGGGAGUGUUGGACUCUAACCCAGCUGUCUCGGGCAGAAGCAGUGAACUGCCCUGUACAGGUGGCCAAUACCAAAAACAUGUUUGUGGAAAUAAUAAAAUAUGUUUCUGGUUA